UACUCAGGCGAUUCGGACAUCAGUGUUUUCUUUCACUGAACUAUUGCUACCAGAAUGGAAUAAUAAAAUAAUAAUUCGAUAAAAUAUUACUUGUAUAAUUAAUAUAAUAAGUGGAUAAUAAACGCGGAUCAAAAAUGAAGUCGGCAUUUAGUCCCGAAUUAGGACGUUAUGGUAUUGCUGCCCGUAAUUAUGAAAGUGGUGAAUUUAUCUCCGAAGAAAACUUCUUUGCUAUUGGCCCCAAGCAAAAUAUACCGGUUGUGUGCUUAGGAUGCUAUAAACCAUUAACAUUUCCCGGAAAUGAUAGAUGCCUCAAGUGCAAAUGGCCAUUAUGCUCGAACUGUGCAGAAAGUCCCCAUCACGCUCCAGAGUGUGAAGUGUUCGUUACCGGAAAAGUUACAUUUCAAGAAGUGGAAAAUAUAGAGAUUGAAUGCAUUCAGUUAGAUUGCAUAAUGCCUUUAAGAGUCCUUCUUGAAAAGGAAAAACAUCCGGAAAGAUGGGACCGUGAGGUCGAACCAAUGGAAUAUCACGAUGAAGCGAGAAGAGGAUUUCAAGAAAUCUGGAAUGCUGACCUAAUCAACAUCGCACGUUAUUUAAGAGGACCAUGCAAACUUUCCCGUUUUUCAGAAGAAUUGAUUAUGAGAGUUGUGGGAAUAUUACAAGUGAAUGCAUUCGAAGCGAAAACGCCGCAAGGACAUCCCAUAAGAUGUCUGUUCCCACAAACAGCAAUUUUAGCUCAUAAUUGCGUUCCAAAUACAAUCAGAACCAUUUAUCCUAGCGAAGACUAUCGAAUCAAGUUACGAACUUUAGUGGAUGUUAAAAAAGAUGAACAAUUGUUCGUCUCAUAUACGUUCACCCUUGAUGGCACUGCUGAACGUCAGCAACAUUUGAAGAAUGGAAAAUAUUUUACAUGUAGGUGUGAAAGAUGUUGCGAUCCUACUGAACUAGGAAGCUACUUUAGUUCCCUGAUAUGUGAAGAUUGUGAUAGUGGAUACAUUUCUACAAUAAAUCCGUUGGAUAACUCUAGCGACUGGAAAUGCAACAAAUGCGAAUGCGUUAUUCCAUCCAGCAAAAUAAAUGCAAUUCUGGAUCCUAUACAAGAUGAGGUGGCCGUCGUUGAAGCAAUGCCUUACAGUGAUAUGCGCUUACAACAGACUGAACGAUUGCACCGAAAAUACCAUCAUAUUUUACAUCCUUUACAUUUCAUACAGACAAACUUGAGACAGAGCUUAACACAUAUGUACGGACGAGUAAAAGGAUAUGAAUUAGUUACCCUGCCAGAUUCUGUUUUGGAAUAUAAAAUCGAUUUAUGUCGGUUGGUAUUGAAAGUUCUGGAUAUUUUCGAGCCAGGUCUGAGUCGAUCACGAGCAACCGCUUUAUAUGAACUUUAUGGGCCAUUAGCACUUAUUGCACAUAAGUUAUACCUAUGCAAAAUGAUAGAUGCUACCAUAUAUAGAUCUCGACUAGGGGAGGCAAUCUCAGUAUUGCAAGAAGCUGUUACAAUUCUAGAAAAUGAAGACUCACUUUCGCCCGAAGGAGUGCUUGCGGUGGUUGGGAAAAAGGCACUAGAACAAUUGAGAGAAGCUAUGUUAGCAAUUGAUAGAAAUUGAACGAUAAAUAAAUCUAGUUUGAA
Messenger RNA from Hermetia illucens (black soldier fly), 1630 nucleotides. RefSeq names its product SET domain-containing protein SmydA-8 (gene SmydA-3). Bases 135 to 1607 code for a protein of 490 amino acids. Lineage: Eukaryota; Metazoa; Arthropoda; Insecta; Diptera; Stratiomyidae. Gene Ontology annotation, molecular function: protein binding. The transcript is spliced from 4 exons. The record is from RefSeq and is a predicted model, not a curated record.